AUGGAUAAUAGAAAAAUCUAUAAAACAUAUAGAGAUAAUUUAAAAUCAAAUACAAUUGAAAAUAGCAAACCAUAUUCAUUAACUUCGAAAUUAAAAAAUAUAUUAAAAAGACCAUGGAAUUCUUCAAAUUCAGAUAGUCAAAGUAUUAAUAAUCAAAAUUUAUCUACUGAGAACAAAUCUUUUAAAUUUCCAGAACCAAAAAUAAUAUCAAAUCCAAACUCCACGAAAUAUUCGGAUUUAAAAGAUUAUAAGAUUCCAGGAUCAUUUUCAGGGAAUUUACCAACAUCAUCAUCAUUGACUAUAACCAAAGACAUAGAAACUCCGAAUACUACAAUUAAAGAAAUCACACAUAGACCUUUGGAAUCAAAAAUUGAGGAGGAGGAAAUAGAAGAAAUUGAAAACCCAAAUGAUAUACUAUCUGAUUUUUUCAAAAAAAAGGGAAAUAAUAAAUUAUCAGAUGUUGAAUAUGAAGGAGUAAUGUCAUUAAUUUCAAAAUCUAAAUCUGGAACACCAUAUAAAAGAAAAUUUUUUGAAUUAGAUCAAGAAUCAAUAGAUAAUGAUAGAAAAAAAAGACAAAUUAAUAAUAACUUAUCUCUACUUAAUGGAAAUAAUACAUCAAUUAUAGAAUCAACUCCAAAUAAACAAAAAAUUUUAAAACAAAAUGGAAAUAUUACAAUAAGUUAUCCAGAUAAUAAAUUUAAUUAUUCAACAGUUAAUAGUACAUUUGAUAAAUCUUAUCAAAAUAUAAAUAAUACAACUUUUGGUAGUAGAAAUUUAUCAUCAACUGGUAGAAGUUUAUAUUUAUCAAGGCGACCUGCUCCAUAUAAAAGUAGAUUAAGAGGUCCAAUUUAUACUAAAAAAUCAAAUACAAUUAAAUCUGAUGAUUACAAAAAUUUAAAUAAUUCAAUUCUUUCAACACAAUCGAUAUUAAAAUCCAAUGUAAAUGAUGAUUCAAAAAUCAUAAAUGAAAAAUCAAAACCCAAUAGUAAAACAGCUCAAAUAUUACUUGAUAUAUUAGAUGGAAACAAGAAUCAAAAAGAUCAAGAUGAUAAUGAAAAAGUAAAUAAAGAUUCAAAUAAUAACAAAAUCAAUUUAUUUACAAAUCCUUAUGAAUCAUCACGUUCCAAAAAGAAAUCUAAAUCUAUACCUAUUACUCAAAUUGGCAUAGAAAAAUCAUCAAAUACUAAAGUGAAUGGAAAUGAAAUAAAUUCAAAUCUGAAAUUUUCUUUCAAUAGACUAAAAUCGAAAGAAGAAGAAGAAUCAAAAGAGGAGGAAAAAUCAAAAGAAGAAAAAUCAAAAGAAGAAAAAUCAAAAGAAGGAGUGAAAUCAAAAGAAGAGGCAAAAUCAAUAGAACAAAAAGAACAUAAUAAUGGAUCAUCUGAAACAAAAACUACUAAAUCAUCGAAAACUUCAUUAUUUGGUAAUUCUCAUCUGCUAUUAGGUCAAACUUUUCAAACUGUAGGACUUAAUGGUAAUUCAUCAGUUACUUCAAACAAUAAACCAACUAAACCUUCAAAUUUUGAUCUCAUGAAAUAUAGUAAAGAAAAUACUCAACCUAAAUUUUCAUUUAAUCCAAAUUCAAAUCCAAAUUCAAAUUCAAAUUUAAAUCCAAAUUCAAUAUCAAAUUCAUCACCUGCAUCAAAACAAACACCAACUCAAAAACAAUCUGAAAAUGGAGAGAAAACAACUAAUGGAAAAGCCGAUUUAAAUACUGUAAAACAAACAUCUGAAUCACAUCAAACAUCUGAAUUUGAAUUUCCUGAUACUGAUGUUGUUCAUGUUGAAUUAGAUAAUACAGAAGUUAAUAAAUAUAAAUCUUUAUAUAGCUUUUAA
Lodderomyces pseudojiufengensis is the source of this 1833-nucleotide messenger RNA. RefSeq names its product FG-nucleoporin (gene NUP60). Gene Ontology annotation, molecular function: structural constituent of nuclear pore. Gene Ontology annotation, cellular component: nuclear pore; nuclear pore nuclear basket. The transcript has a single exon. Gene Ontology annotation, biological process: NLS-bearing protein import into nucleus; intracellular mRNA localization; mRNA export from nucleus in response to heat stress. NCBI's taxonomy places the organism in Eukaryota, Fungi, Ascomycota, Pichiomycetes, Serinales, Debaryomycetaceae. Bases 1 to 1833 code for a protein of 610 amino acids. The record is from RefSeq and is a predicted model, not a curated record.